Molecule: messenger RNA, 723 nt
Organism: Arachis duranensis
Lineage: Eukaryota; Viridiplantae; Streptophyta; Magnoliopsida; Fabales; Fabaceae
Exons: 2
Coding region: 1-723 (240 amino acids)
Source: RefSeq, a predicted model, not a curated record
AUGCAACCACACUCAGCUGAUAAAGGAUCACAAUCUUUUUGGGGGUGGCAAAAUCUUUUAGAAGGAAGAAAAGUUGCAGAAAAAGUGGAUCGGCAAUGGAAGCAAGAGCAGAUAGAAGAAAUUUUUCCUCCGGAGACAGCAACCCGUAUCCUCUCCACUCUGUUGAAUGCUGAUGGUGUUGACAAGCUACAGUGGAUCUGGAACAAAAGAAAGCAAUAUGAUGUCUUUACUGGGUAUACAAUAGCCUACAAUUUCUAUCAUGUUCCAAUAGCACAGUUUCCCCUUUUGUUGCAAAAUCAAGUAAUUUGGAAGCAGGUUUGGGGAUUAAAGAUUCAAACUAAGCUACAGAUUUUUCUAUGGAGGGCUAUUCAUGAAAGGUUACCUAUGAUGCAUGUCAUCCACCACAGAUUUGAAAACACCUUGCCCCUUUGCCUAAGAUUCAGAGUAGAAGAUGAAACAAUCACCCACUGCCUCCACCACUGUGGCCCUGUUGUAGCGACCUGGAACGCCCUCUUCUCUACUGACACUGUUGCUCAAAAUGGGUCUCCUGAUUUCGCGUCGUGGUGGCUGCGGGUCACCAUCAAAAACCAGGGUGGUGUUGAGACACUUGCUCGAGUUGUGAUUGUAUGCUGGGAACUCUGGAAAGCUCAGAACAGAGAAGUUUUUGAAGGAAGGAAGACGAUGGUGGAGGAGAUAACUGAGGCAGUAUCACGGUACCAAUGA